Cladophialophora carrionii CBS 160.54 is the source of this 249-nucleotide messenger RNA. RefSeq lists its product as uncharacterized. Lineage: Eukaryota; Fungi; Ascomycota; Eurotiomycetes; Chaetothyriales; Herpotrichiellaceae. The transcript has a single exon. The annotation marks the transcript as partial. The record is from RefSeq and is a predicted model, not a curated record.
AAUCAUAAUAACGCAGCCCGCGUUCAGAAUACAUACCUUCGAAGUCAAAACGAAAAUCUUGUACCGUUUAUUAACGCUACUACCGGUGCCGCUAUCCCUACGUUCCCUCAUACCUCAUUCGAAAUCGAACGUAUUGCAAGAAGACAAUUGGAUUCGGUACUGCAACAACUGGGUAUUCCUACGGAGGGUGCAAAUAUAGCGGAGAAGAAGCGGUUACUCAGAGCUCACAUCGGGUUACCAGAGGUCGCA